AUGACCGGACGAGGAAAAGGUAAAGCCCAGGGCACCAAGUCAAAGACUCGUUCUUCCAGGGCAGGUCUACAGUUUCCUGUUGGUCGCAUCCAUCGCCUUCUUCGUAAAGGCAACUACGCUGAACGCGUCGGAGCCGGUGCUCCCGUGUACUUGGCUGCCGUACUUGAGUAUCUGAGUGCUGAGAUCCUCGAGUUAGCAGGAAACGCAGCACGCGACAACAAGAAGUCAAGAAUCAUUCCUCGUCACCUCCAGUUGGCUGUGCGAAAUGACGAAGAAUUAAACAAACUCCUUGCCGGUGUCACCAUCGCUCAAGGCGGUGUUCUUCCCAACAUUCAGGCAGUAUUACUACCUAAAAAGAGAGAGAAGAAACAACACUAAGCGACGGCAACAACCAUAAAUACAAACGGCUCUUUUAGGAGCCACCAAGUCUAGAAUAAAGUCAUGACCAAUCACGAUAUAAAUUUGUAAUCUACCCCCCAAAUAGUAUUCGCCGUCUAAGUUUGGGGUUAAUAACUCGAUCGAUACUUAGCCACAAAUAAUUAUGUCUCGCGGAAACUCGCUAUUUCUAUUUGUUUUUGCAUGGUUCCAUGUUGCUAGUUUUGUUCAUAAAUGCGUAUACCAAAGCAUAUUUAGCGCUAUUUCGGCUAUCGCAUGUAAGAAACAAACAACAGCAACCACAGCAUUGCUUGAAAAACUGAAACCAGUCUUAGGUCAGUUUAGCUCGGUGUAACAUGAAUUUAAAGACUGAUGUGAUUAUAUCAUGAAAGUUGAAAUUGCGUUUGCUUUCUAUGCAGGUUUCAUUCGCGCUGUUUCCAACAGGUUUUUAUACGAACUUCGAGGUACAUACCAAGCGACAAUCGAACAACUUUCUGCUCUUUUUAAACGAGUACACAAUUAAUCGCAUUCCUACCAACCGGGAACAAACAUUGCUGCUACUACUGAGCUUGAAAUGUUGUUUUCUUUGCCUAAAAAUUACAAGAGAUCGUCGUGAUUUCCUUCGGUACACAAGCUGUUUACGUAAAAUAAACUAACACAGUUAUAAACCGUCGUCGGUAACGACACAAACCAGCUUGCUCUCUUAAUUCUGCCACAACAACAACGUACAACAACAGUUUAUUCACUAACUAAUUAAAGACAAAAGCUUUACAGUAUUGUAUGCCCCGCAAAGAGCUAUGAGGUUAAUCUAGACGGGAAAAAAAAAUUUCCCUGUAUAAGUAACGACUGCGCUGCUGUAAAGUCACUAAAAAGAAAAACUGGCGUGGACGCACCCAGUAAAUAAAGCGCUGAAUCGAUUUCAGGUGUAUGUUGACUUGUUGAUAUGUAUAUAAACCUUCAGCAAUGAUCGUAAUGAAAACAAAUUCUCUUAUCACGUAUUGGUCAGAGCUUUUCAUACAUUUGUUGGCUCCUAAAAGAGCCGUUGGUUUAAGUGUUGAUCAGGGAUUACAGUGUAUUCUAACCCCCAAAACCGUACAGAGUACGUCCUUGUCGUUUCAGAGCGUAUACUACGUCCAUGGCUGUAACGGUCUUACGCUUGGCGUGCUCGGUGUAGGUCACGGCAUCGCGGAUAACGUUCUCAAGGAAAACUUUCAGAACACCGCGUGUCUCCUCGUAGAUCAGUCCAGAAAUUCGCUUUACACCCCACGGCGAGCGAGACGACGGAUCGCUGGCUUGGUAAUUCCUUGA
This is a messenger RNA of Porites lobata, 1683 nucleotides long. NCBI's taxonomy places the organism in Eukaryota, Metazoa, Cnidaria, Anthozoa, Scleractinia, Poritidae. The record is from the annotation of a GenBank genome assembly.